GAACAGUUGGAUAUAACUCUGUGAGGAAGAUUUUACAGUAGAUCACCGUCUAUAGUUGAUAAUAAAUAUUCAGAUUUAAUCCAACAUAUCAAGAUGAAGACAUUGCUUUUGUUCUUACUGAGUGUGGCAGUGACUCUGGCGAUGCCUCUACUUGCUCCUGGUGUGGCACAAGAUCCUGAUUUAUCAACAGAAGAGCAGCCCCCCCUAGUGGCAGACUUGGAGCCUGAGCAGGGUCAUGUGGAAGUUCCCGCACCACAGGCAAGACUGGGCUCCCAAAAAUCAUCUGCAGCUCAGGAGGACAUGGAGCAGAUCCAGAAAGAGAAUCUGAAGGAAGUAGAGGUUCAAGUGGAGCCACACGAUAAGGUGGAGCAAGAAAUUGUAGAGGUUGUAGUAAGGCCAGAGGUUAAAGUGCAGCAAACGUUUGUAGCAGAGCCAGAAGUUCAAGAGGAACAAGAGGUAAAGGUGGAGCCAGAAGUUGAAGAACAAGAGGUUAAGGCAGUGCCAGAAGUUAAAAAGGAACAAAACGUUAAGGUGGAGCAAGAGGUUAAAGAGGAACAAGAUGUGAAGGUGGAGCAGGAGGUUAAAGCAGAGCCAGAGGGUGAGCCAGAGCCAAUAGUUAAGGUAGAUCAAGAGCCGAUGCGAGCUGUCUCCGACUUUAAGGAGGAGUCAGAGGUUAAGGUCAAACCAGAUGUUCAACAAGAGCCAGAACUCAGAGAGAACCCGAUGUUUGAUGAGGAGUUUCACGUGCAGAUGAACCUGGAGGCGGAGGCUGAACCGGGCCAGGAGGUUGAAGAGAGGCACAUGGACAUGGAGAGAUAUUAUGAAAUCAUAGAUGAGCAAGUCAUGGAGUCUGAGCCACAGGACGACGUGAGCAUGUUCAGAGAGGAAUUGAGCGAAGCAGAGCUGUACGAGAUGGAGAAGUCUAUGAGGGCAGCUUUUCAGAGCCAAAAUUCUGCUGUUGAACCUCUAUCAGAAGAGGAGCUGCUCGUGAAGAAGCACGUUAAGAUGGAGCAAGAAGUUAAAGAGCAACAAGAUGUGAAAGCGGAGCAGGAGGUUAAAGCAGAGCCAGAGGAUGAGCCAGAGCCACAAGUUAAGGUAGACCAAGAGCCGAUGCGAGCUGACUCCGACUUUAAGGUCGAACCAGAUGUUCAACUAGAGCCAGAACUCAGAGAGAACCCGAUGUUUGAUGAGGAGUUUCACGUGCAGAUGAACCUGGAGGCGGAUGCUGAAGCGGGUCAGGAGGUUGAAGAGAGGCACAUGGACAUGGAGAGAAAUUAUGAAAUCAUAGAUGAGCAAGUCAUGGAGUCUGAGCCACAGGACGACGUGAGCAUGUUCAGAGAGGAAUUGAGCGAAGCAGAGCUGUACGAGAUGGAGAAGUCUAUGAGGGCAGCUUUUCAGAGCCAAAAUUCUGCCAUUGAACCUCUAUCAGAAGAGGAGCUGCUCGUGAAGAAGGAUGAAGAACUAAACAUGGAGCUGGUGCCUGAGAUGAGGAAUGAACCUUUUGAUUAUGAAGAGGCCGUCGUUGAACCUCUUUCAGAAGAGGCGGGACUUGUGACGAUGGACGAGGAACCAGUCAUGGAUCUGGAGCCUGAGAUGAGGAAUGAACCGUUUCAAAGUCAAGAGGCCGUCCCAGAUGCUGCGAUCAUGGACGAGGGGCAGGCAUAGGACUUUAUGUGAAAGCAGAUCUCAUCUUUGGGGAACUGAUUCUCAAAUGAGGAGGCGAGAAUGAAGAUGGAUUCUCUCAUGGAUUCUCUCUGAGGAGGCAGCGGUGCAAG
Pleuronectes platessa (European plaice) is the source of this 1775-nucleotide messenger RNA. Its product is annotated as probable inactive protein kinase DDB_G0270444. The coding region runs from base 94 to 1665 and encodes 523 amino acids. Lineage: Eukaryota; Metazoa; Chordata; Actinopteri; Pleuronectiformes; Pleuronectidae. The transcript is spliced from 2 exons. The record is from RefSeq and is a predicted model, not a curated record.